Molecule: messenger RNA, 5545 nt
Organism: Coturnix japonica (Japanese quail)
Lineage: Eukaryota; Metazoa; Chordata; Aves; Galliformes; Phasianidae
Product: G protein-coupled receptor 12-like
Biological process (GO): G protein-coupled receptor signaling pathway
Cellular component (GO): membrane
Molecular function (GO): G protein-coupled receptor activity
Source: RefSeq, a predicted model, not a curated record
AAACGCAGCGUGACGGUGAGCGACAGCUCCUGGAGAACUGCUGCUAAUUAUAGCCCGGCCCCGAAAAAUACUGCGAGGUGGGGAGUGGGGAGGAGGAGGGGUUCACGUGUGGUUGGGAUCCCCCCAUCCCGCAUCGGUGAGCAGAGCCCUUCUGCUCAUAGGGGACCCCUUGAGCCUUAUUUUGCCCUCCCUAAAAACUCAGGAAUCCUCCCUCACCACAGUGCUGCGUGCAUUUAUUGGGUUGGUGCUAAUCAUUGGUUAUCACUAUUAAUUUCCUUAAUGGUUUGCCUCCCUCCCUGCGCAGUCCCAGAGCUUCCUAUCGCUCUGCGCACCGUGGUGAAGGCACAGCAGUUGCUGAUGGGAUGGCACAGAACAAGAGGAGGAGGAAAACAGUGCAAAAGCCCUUUUUCCUGGGGAAACAGCCUCACCCCUUGCUGUAUGGCUGCAUGUACUGCAGGUAGAGCGCUCUGGGGGCUGCAAGCAGCUACCAAGCACCAUCCCAAAGGCAGCGGGCUUUUCCCAUCUCCUGGGCACUGGCAGCACUGUGGGGUGAGGAGCCUCCUGCAGAGCUUCUGCCCAAUGGGAAUUCACCUGCUGCAGGGGACAGCAAACACCAGCAGGACACAAAGGCUGCACGGCUGGGAUCCCAGAGGUGCCGUCGGAUGGACUGAGCUCUGGUGGGGGAGUGGCCCUCAGAGCCGGGCUGUGUCUGCAUCCUCUUUUGGGAGCACAGCUGGGGCAAGCACGGGAUGUAUCCCCAUUUAGGACCAUGUAUGCGAUGCAUCCCCAUGUAGGACCAUAAGGGAUGCGUCCCCAGGUAGGACUGCACAUGUGAUGCGCCCCGAAGUAGGACCACGUGUGGGAUGUGGCACCGUGCAUGCGGUGUGUCCCCGGAUAGGAGCGCACACAGCCUGUGUCCCCAGGUAGGACCACGCACGUCAUGUGCCCCAGGGAAGCUUCGGGCUGGCUCAGGACCUGAAGGACACCGAGGGGCUGGCGCCGGCCCAGAGACCCACCUGCACGGGGUGAUCCCUGCGGGUGAGAGCGCAGGAGCCGACGGACGGACCGGGAGGCCGCGUCCGAGCACUGCGGGCUUCGGGGUGAGAUUCCUGCCCGCUGCGGGGGCUGCUCGGGGCCCCCACCCGCCCCCCACUGCCAGAACCGCACCCCGUGAGCCCCGCGGGGUCCUCAAGCCCCGGGCUCGCCCCACAGAGCCGGGCCGGGCCGCAGCUGAGGUUGCGGGUCGGGGGCGUUACGAAACAGGCGCGGUGUGCGAGGGGUGGGGGGAGAGAGACCUCCGAGACGCCCCCGCAUGCGGGAGAGCGGCGUCCGCGCUCGGGAGAUCCGCGUCCCUUUGUGAAUGACGGAGCCGGAACAACCGCGGUGCCUUUGGGAUUUCUGUCGCCGCGGGGGGGCCCGAGCCGCACAGCGCCGGCUCAGCCCCCCCCAAACCCCACCCCAAGCUCCGGUGGCACAAACGGCGGCGGCGGCCCCGACCUUGGUCCGGGGGAGGGGGUCGGGGGGAGGCGGCUGCGGAGCCCCCGCGCCUCGUGCUCUGCGGAGCGGCCCGGCCUCGUUGUUAUUCCGAGCACAGCGGCUCUGAUUCACAGCGCUGGAUCAUGAAUAUAAGUGAAGACUUUGACGUCAGAGUUGAGAUUUAUCAGCAGAUCCAAUGGGGCAGGAAUAUUAAGUGCCGGUGGAUGCCAGCGAGCCGCCACCGCCGCUAUUGGCGACGUUCGCCGAGGAAUGAGGCGUAGCACCGCGGGCUGCGGGCACCGGGAGGGGAAAACCUGAAAACGGGGGCGAGCGGCCGCUCCCCGGACACGGAGAGAGCGAUGCUGAACGGCCCCGCCGCCAUGGGAGAGCCCUGGCAGCCGCAGUCCCAGCAGCAGCGGCUCCCGGCUCUCGGCAACGCCUCGGCCCCCAGCGCCCGGCCCUCGGCGGCGGCGGAAGAGGGGGGGGGUCCCGCGGGCACGGCGGCCCCGGGCGGUGGGGGCCCGGCGGCGGCGGUCAGCCCUUGGGACAUCGCUCUGUGCGCCACGGGGACGGCGGUGGCCGGCGAGAACGCGCUGGUGCUGGCGGUGCUGUUCUACACGCCCAGCCUGCGGGCGCCCAUGUUCGUGCUGAUAGGCAGCCUGGCGCUGGCCGACCUGCUGGCUGGGAUCGGACUGAUCGUCAAUUUCGCCUUGCGUUACCUGCUGCGGCCGCCCAGCGAGGCGGCGGAGCUGGGGGCGGCGGGGCUGCUGCUGGCCGCCUUCUCGGCGUCGGUGUGCAGCCUGCUGGCCAUCACGGUGGACCGCUACCUGUCGCUGUACAACGCGCUGACGUAUCACAGCGAGCGCACGCUGGGCUUCACGUGCGGCGCGGUGCUGCUGAUGUGGCUGCUGUGCCUGGGCGUGGGGCUGCUGCCCCCGCUGGGCUGGCACUGCCUGCGGGACCAGAGCGCCUGCAGCGUAUUGCGACCCGUCACCAAGGACAACGCGGCCGUGCUGGCCGUCACCUUCCUGCUGCUCUUCGCCCUCAUGAUGCAGCUCUACCUGCAGAUCUGCAAGAUCGCCUUCCGGCACGCGCAGCAGAUCGCCGUGCAGCACCAGUUCAUCGCCACGGCUCAGGCCACCUCCACCCGCAAAGGGCUCUCCACGCUGUCCCUCAUCCUCGGCACCUUCGCUCUCUGCUGGAUCCCCUUCGCCAUCUACUCGCUGGUGGCCGAUUCCAGCUACCCCGCCGUGUACACGUACUCCCUGGCGCUGCCCGCCGCCUGCAACUCCCUCAUCAACCCCAUCAUCUACGCCUUCCGCAACCCCGACAUCCAGAAGUCGCUGUGGUUGGCGUGCUGCGGAUGCGGCCCCGCGCUCUCCUCCCGCCCGCGGACAUCCAGCGACGUGUGAGCGCCUCCUCGUCCUCCUCCUCGUCCUCUUCCCCGAGCUCCUCUCCCCUUCCGCCGUCCGCGUUUCCCACCGGGAGGAGCCGGCAGCCCCGGGAGUGCCAGUGGGCAAAGGGGGAAAGGAGGGGAGGGGGGGAAUAGAAGGAAUAAGGGGAUGGGGGGCUUGGAGGGAGGAGAAAGAGAGAGAAAGGGAUGCCGACGGGUUCCUUAGAAAUGUUAUUUUCGUACACAUUUUAUUUUUUAUUUAAAAACACAAAACGCAAAAAAAAAAAAAAAAAGGAAAAAAAACAAACAAACAAAAGGAAAGGACGGGAGCUCGGCACGCUGCGGUUGUCCCAUCCCGGGUGUAAAGGAUACAAGGGGGAUGACCCCACGAAUGACGCUCUCGAGGCGGGUGCUCAAGGUCAGGUGAUGCUCUGCUAUGCAAUAACGGGGGCGACCCCGGAGAAGCACAGGGAGCCGGGGGAAUGGGGCAGAUAGGGCGGGGGGGGGAGGACAAAGGCACUUUAGGGGACGGUCGUUCAUUUCAUGGGGGUGAUGGCUGGGGAAUCGUCCACUCCUCCCCCUCCCCCCCAGAAAUAGGGUUGGCUGCAGGGAGGGGCUGCCCUUCCCCUGCACACAGGGUGUAUCGCACCCCAAAAGGAUCCGGGAUCUCUGAGACCCCACAGGGCGGCCCGCACCGCCCCCGCACAGCUCCAGCCGCUCCCGACGGCGCUGCGGUGCCCACACGGCAAUGCCGCAUCGCGGAGCCGUGAUCGGGUGUCCCUCGGCUGCUUCGGGGCCAGGGGGGGUGGACGGGGGGGGAGUACAACGCACCGUUGAGUGCGGAGCCCCGGGGCUGUGUGCAGGGCUCCGUUCUCAGGGCCAUGUGCGGGAAAGAUACGGGGGUGCGGAGCGGGGAAAGCUGCGGACACUUGAGCUCGUUUUGUGCCUGCUGAAAGCGGCCAAUCUCCGUUCUUCAUUUCCUUUUUGCAAAACAUCUGGCAAUGGGCAGUCGGCACAACGUUGAAUCGGCUUACAGAGAGGUGAAUAUAUAUAUUUAUAUAGAGAUACAUAAAGGUAUUAUAUCCGUGUGGACACCUUUCCCUGCUCACUGUCCCCUCCCCCCGGUUGCUGUGACGGCAGCCAGGGCCCUGCAGUGUCACACCUCCCGCACAGUCAGGUUCAGCCAUUUUUGAAGCUUUGUGAGCACUUUUGGGAUUGUCUUUAUACAACCGGACCCAGAGGGCAGCCUUGGUGUUUCUGGGCGACCCCUCCCUUGUUUCGUAUUUCGAAUGAACUGUAGCCCUGACUUAUUGGCUCUGGGUGCCCCUCAGGGUGUUAGAAAUGACAUUUGCUUGGAUUUCCUGCAGGCGUCAGUGGUGUCAGGGUAUGGUGAGCAGAAGGCUGCAGGCAGUGCAGCAGGGGACCAGCCACCGCUUUUAAUGCAAGCUGAACAUUGGUCUUUUCCAAUGGAAGAUCGGUGAGAAGUAGCCAGCAGGUUGGGUCUUUUUUUUGGCCAGGUUCAUUCACUGGCCAGCAGAAGUUCCUGAGGGUUUCAGUCCUGGUACAGCAGCCACAAUUUGUUCAUUGUGAACUUUGACUAAUGAGAAAACAUUCCUGUUCUCGGGAGGUGAUGAAGUACCUCUUUCUUGUAGCAACAUCAGAUGUGGGGGGCGUGGAGGGGCGUUGAUCUUGAUAAUCAUUUGUAUUGACGUGUAUUGACCAGCAUCGAGUGUUCACAUAAUUGUUAGCAACCAAUCACACUAGUUACAAUUAAGAAGAAUGAUUGUUUGCUGCACACGGGAUUUCCUUGCAACUCCUCUCUUUCAUGCUCAGCCAUUUUUGGGGUGUGGUGGUCAUGCUCACAGCUCCAUCUCUACCUCUUGUACCAUUUCUGUUAAAAGUGCCAUUGGUUUUUGCAGCAUCACCCAAGAACUGCCCUUCUCCUGUUCCUGCCACCCCCAGAAUGAAGUUUUCCCUCCCCCGUUGGGAACCUUUGCAGAGAUAAAGCAGGUUCCAGUAGAGAUGACCCACACCAGAACUCCCUUUGAGGGAUGUGAACAAACUGACUCCAGCUCUGAGCCCACCAGUGGGUUUUACCCAUUGACCAACCUAUCAGUGUAGGGUACAAUAACUGUGAUACAGAAAGUGGUCUUGAGAUGAAUGGAAUAAUAUUGUCAUGAACCUGCCUAGGACAGGAUUCUGUGGAGGCUGAGGAUGAUGGUAGUUGCCUUCCAAAGUUCUCCUUGAUGUGAAGCGUAACUGUGUCCAAACCAAGGUUGCUCCCUCCCUCCUCCUCCCUCUCUCAUCAUACCUGCUUCCCCAGGAACGAGGACAUUCCAGAGCAACCAGGACAGCUGAUCAUUCUGGUGUAAUUGUUCUCAUCAGCCUUUUAGCUUGACCGAGAAAGGUGAUCUCAAAGGAAAAUGUCCAGUUACCAUUCGGUCACGGUAAAACCAAGCCCCUACGAUGCACUUUAUGAGCGAGUGAAAACAAAUCAAUGCUGUUAUUGCACUGUAUCUCUAUUGUGUAUAAUAUUAUACAUUCAUCUGUAAGAGUAAUUUAUUUUUAUUACUGUAAAUAAAACUGUUUAAGUGGUUUGUCAAGAGGAUAUAAAAAAAAAUGGAGGGUAAAAUUAAAACGUCUGAAGACCUGGGCUCCUGCCCCAGGCAUGUGCCA